Molecule: messenger RNA, 18792 nt
Organism: Malaya genurostris
Lineage: Eukaryota; Metazoa; Arthropoda; Insecta; Diptera; Culicidae
Gene: SKIP
Product: sterile alpha motif domain-containing protein 5
Exons: 18
Coding region: 1926-5309 (1127 amino acids)
Molecular function (GO): protein binding
Source: RefSeq, a predicted model, not a curated record
AUCGCGAUGCAAGAAGAAGGCUCUGCUCAGCUGCUGCUGCUGCUGCUGCUGUAGUCCGUGAGCCACCCGACGGGCACGACUGGUUUCAGUUUACGUCAGCGCGUCGUUCGUGGUAGAUGAAUUUAGUCGGUUUGUCUUCGCGCGCGAUACCGGUUUUGUAAAGUGUAUUUCGGGACUGAGUGUGAAGAUUCUUUUUUCCAGAGCCGUGGAAAAAGGUGGUGUGGUUGUGGUCGUACACGCGCUACCAACGGCCACUAUUUAAGAGGCUCCUCUAACCAGCAGCAUCCAAGUGGAUUUGCAGGUUUUCUUUUUUCUUCUAUAUGCUCUAUCUUCGUCGUGGUCCGGUGUGUGGCCCCCGUUGUUAUUGUCUCAGCGCGGACUCAGAAAUUUGUGGUCCGACUGGAAGAGCAAAAAGUUGGGCUAGUGUUAGUGUGGGACCAGACUUGAUCGAAGAAAAAUGCCCGAAUUCUUGUUUUGAUGGUUCCAAAAUAGUUUCACCCAGUGGCUAAGCGGUGCCGUUCACGUAGGCUGCAAAGCCUUAGCAAUUUACAGUUAUAGCAAUUUCGGAAAAUAACAAAUGGAUUAACCUUCAGUGAGCUUCAAUGUUAACUGAGUGAGAGCCGAGAGUGACAAAGGUUUGUGGGCCCAAUCUUGAACGUUGUGUGCUCCAGAAAGAAAACAAGUUACGGCAAGCAAAAGUCUGGAAAGCGAGCAACACUAGCAAGCGGUGUUUUUUUUGUUUUUGUUUUGGCACAAUUUGCACAGAGUUUGUCUACAUCAAAAACGAAGAAACCGCAGUCAGAAGUGAAUACUUGAGAAGGGUUGAAUCCGUGCCCGCCUUCGGAACGUACGUGUCGCGCCGUACAAAUUUAAUCCGUUCGAUUCGCAUGCGAAAAUAAGGUGAAAUGUGAAAGGAAAAAUGUCAAGUGUGUCGAAGCAGAAGUGAAAAGAAGAUCCCCCGAUCACAAUAUAAUUUUCGUUUGGUUCAUUCAACCUUAUCACAACCUUAUUCCCCAUCCAGAAAAGGGCAGCUCAGCGAGGCAAAGAAAGGAAGGAAUCGUUUUUUUAGCGUUGUGUUUUCGUUAUGCUUGAUUUAUAAGUCUCCCAGUUUUUAUUUCUGUUGUUUAUGUUCCUGUAAAACCGCACAAAAGUGAAGGAAGCACUAAAAGAAGUAAAUAUAUAUAUAUAUGUAUGUAUGUAGAAAAAAAGAGCAAGUAAAUUGAAGUGAUUCCGUUUACGUUUGUCCUGUCUUUAAAUUUUCUGUUUUGCGCCCACGGGACGGUCGUUCCCACGGGGAAGAGAAAAGAGUAGGAAAGGAAGCAUACUAGCGAAAAAAAAGCGAGUGUAAUAUUUAAAGCGAUUAAGGAUUACACCGAAGCGAGUAGUGGAAGGAAAGGCGCGAAGCAAAGUGCAGAAAAGAAGAAGAAGGUGUACGUGAAAGUGAAUCGAUUUUCUGUGUGUUUGUUUAUGAAAGCUAGAAUCGACGGAAGAAGAAGUAGAAGCAAGAAGAGAUUUCACCGUGCUUAGAAACCUGAGAAAGGACAUUCGCCAGCCCCCGGCAGUAGUGGACAGACACCCGAAGGCUCUGAAGAGGAGAAUUGGACUGAGGUAACGCUUGAAUCGAUAAAUUACAGCGCCAUCGUUUUGUGACGUUUUGGUUUGUGGUUUGCGCAUGGAAUCGAGUACGGUAUGAAAUGUCAACAGAGAGGAGACGGCGGCGCAGCAACACGAUUGUAGGAAAAAGUUCGAAACACUCGGAAGAAACGAGAUCAGUUAGCUCAAUGAUCAAUGGUCGAUCUAACGCGGCAUGGGCACAGUGUAAAGCCUCGCGAUGAGUGACCGCCGAGAGACAGUUUUCUGGUAAUCGAACAAUACAUUUUCUGGCGUGAACUCUUAUUGUACGUGUGGUGGUGAGCCAACGCAGCAUGGCUGUCAGCAACAUCGUGUGCGAAUGGUUGCGGGCUCUCGGGCUCGGACAGUACGCCGAGAGCUUCCUGGAUAACGGUUACGAUGAUCUGGAGAUUUGCAAGCAGGUCGGCGAUCCGGAUCUGGACGCCAUCGGGGUCCAGAAUCCGCAGCAUCGCAGCAAACUGCUGAAGAGUGUCCGGUUGCUGAGAGAAAAGGGUGCGGCUAGUGUGUACUUUCAGUUAAACGAUCCCAAAUCGUUGCUGUCAGACAACAGUGACAGCCUGGAGCGGGAUAGCUCUCCGCUGAUGUUGAACGAGCUGGAGGCGUUGCUACAGGAUCAGCUGAAGGCGGAUGGCGUCUGCCUGACGGCGCAUCCAUAUUCGACACCGGACGGAGGCCGAGGGCAUCUGGAAGGACUAGCGUCGGUGUACUGUGAAAUGCUGAUGGCACCGUUUGGGGAAGUACUGGCCGCACUGGAGGACGCACGGCUGCGAACCUGGUCCGAGCGAAGUCCGCAUAGUUCUUCCGGCGGAAGUGGAGCACAUCGGGCUGGCCACCGGGGGAACUCAUGCCACGGUGGACUGCCCAACAGUCACAGCCAGCCAAUCUAUGUGCCGGGAAAGUAUUCGCCAUCCAGCUGUCUGUCCGAUAAGGAGGAGGACGAAAUUUAUGGCUUCGGUUACGGUGUGUUUGCCCCGAGGGUCGCCAGAACGACGCUCCAACAGCAACAGCAACAGCAGCAGCAGCAACAACAGCAGCAACAACAACAACAGUCCCAGCAAAACCAACAGCAACAAUCACAAACCUCCACCGAUGUACCUGCGAACAGUGCUGCCGUACAGCAAAGCUGUCUCAGUCCACGUUCGGCAUACUUUUACGAAUUUCCACCCACAGACGGUCGUGAGACGAGCAAAAAGCGCACGACACUGGCACGACUUUUGAGAGGAUUAAAGACUGUUAAUAGACGUGAUAGAUCAAAUCAAAACAACGGCACCGGGAGCGGCAGUGCGCCCAGCAGCGCCGGAACAGCAACACAGGCACGGCCGCAGAACGAAAGACUGAGACAUUUUCAAAUGAACGGCGGUGGACCGCAGCCAAGUUUCGAGGAAACCAUCCAGAGGCUGAAAAUUCAAGAAGCACUUAGGAAAAAGGAAAAGUUUCAACGGGAACACGAAGAGAUUCUUCAAGACAUCCGACGAGGACUGCUGCAGCUCAACCGAGACUCCCGAGAUGACACCUACAUGUACGAUGAUGCGGUGGCCAACGUGAUGCGGAUGCCACACCAAGGCCACUGGUACGACGAGCCACCGUACGAAAGCGAUCCGGAUGAUUUCCUCAUGUCCGGAAUCCGACAGGCGGGAGGUCCUUCGGCGACGAUACAGGGUGGACGCGUUUGCUACACCUCGAAUGGUAGCGAAGGCCGAGGAGUGAUAUCGUUGCGAUCAGCCGGUGACAUAUCGAUACCCCAGCGGGGCCCAAUCCGACGUGGGCUGAUAGUGCCCCAGAAGCCACCGAACCCGCCGACCAUCAUUCCGCUGAAGCAUGCAAGAUCCCAUGACCGGGAAAGUGGAGACUACGCCGGAUCGAUAUCGGAUCUGCACAGUGUUACCUCACGGCUCAGCCAGGUUUCGAUUGGCACAAAUAAUUGCACUGCCCGUUAUCGCACACUCAGCGGUGGCCUAGGGGACGAAUCUCCGUCCCCGUCGCCGACGCCCUCCUCGGAGUACGAUGACAUCCUGCUGCAGAAACAGCUGCAACUUACGGUGGAUCACCAGCAGAACGGUGGUAGCUCCGUUGGCAGUGGCCAAAGCGGAAGUGGCGGAGGUGGUGUCGGCGGUGGCGGCGGCAGUGGCAGCGGUGGCCUGACUGGAUCCGGGAGUAAUGGCUCUGGGGGAAUUUGCGGUAUCGGUAUCAGCGGCGGCGGAGGGGGAGGAGGAACAGGAUUGGGAAUCGGUGUUGGCGGCGGUAGUACAAAGAAUGGAGUCAAUAAUCUUAAAAACCUGAAGGCAGCCAAGAAUCGGAACAAUCUAUCAUCGUCGCUAGCGGCGGCGGCAUCGCACAAUAAAAAUUUAACGAUAAGUCAACAAAUAGCUUUAGUACACCAUUCCAAUGAUACAAGGACAUCGCCAAAGGACCAUCUGCUGAAUUCCGGCAGCCGGAAUAAUAGGGAUUAUAGCAACUGUCUUGAUAGCAUCAGCGACCAGACGACGUUUCAGCAUUCGGCCAGCUCGGUGGAAAGUUUGCCCAGUGCAUCCGGAUCGAGCACACAGGCAUUGGUUCGACCGGGAAGUCCGCACAGCUCCUUAUCGGCAGAAGAUCGAACCACGCUGGUCCCCAUUUGCCGAGCAAUUGCACUAAUCGAUAGCAGUUCUAAUCCUUACGACACGGAAGCAUUAAGAUUUAAGAAAGGUGAUAUCAUAGAUGUCCUCUCGAUGAACGCCUCCGGUGUGUGGCGAGGAUUCGCGAAUGGUCGCUUGGGCCACUUCAAGUUCAUCAGCGUGGAAGUGUUGCCAGAUCAUCCGGUGAAACCGUACAGCACCGGAAAGCUUUUCGGUCGAGGUCGACUGCCAACGAGUUGUCCUACCAGCGUAGAAGAACUGCUACUGCGAAUAGGACUGAAGGAGUAUACCUCGGUUUUCGUACUUAAUGGGUACGAAGAUUUGGAACUCUUCAAAGAACUAGAACCGACCGAUCUCGAUUACCUAGGUAUUGGAAAUACGGAGCACCGUGCCAAACUACUAGCGGCCGUACAGCUUUUGCAUGAUUUAGACUCUACCUCGGACGGCGAAGUGGCCGGUUCCAGUUCGGAGAACGACGAAGGGCUUCGGUUAAGUCACGUGAAAGGUUCCUCGGUUCAUCACCAUCACCACCAGCAACAACUGCAGCAGCAGCAACAUCAGCAGCACCAGCAUCACAACCACCAAACGUCUCCUUUUGGUCGGCGGCACUUCCCUCGCGAUUCGGGCUGUUACGAGGGAUCUCCGGUGCCGCAGUCCAACGUCAACCCUGGGCACCUGUUGCUACUCCAGCACCAGCAUCAGCAUGGCAACAGUCACCAUCCGGGACAGAACAACAGCCUGUCGGAUAACGAUACGAACAAUCUGGACUCGGUGGUGGCGCAGUGUUCGAACGAGAUACUGAAACGGGUCGAGGGUGCCAGACGGUUCAAGGACGAACCGAAAUUCUCCGUUGGAACUAACAGUGGGGUGAAAACGAUGAACAGAGCGACCAAGAAGGGUGGACUACUGGGCGGGGGUGGCAAUGGAGGCGCAGGUGGAGAUGACAUGACGAUACGAAGCAGCGGUGGAAGUGGAGGUGGUGGUGCCCUGAGCGAAAAGUCCAGUGAUUCCGGUGUCAGCAGCAGCAGUUUGUCCUCGGGACCGAUCAAGAACAAUCUUUAGCGGCAGUUUUUGCUGGUCACGGGAGAGCGAUGAGUCUGUUGGAUAGCGUAAUUAGGAUACUGCAAGAUUUUUAUCAUGUUUUAACAUAGUUCACGAAGCAAACUGCCAAAAGAAAGACGAAUCAUAAUUAAGGGGGAAGCUAAAUAAAUCAAUAGAUUUUCUACAACUAAUUGGAGCACCAAGGUAAACAAGACUUGAUUUUGCAUACAUAGUUUUGUGGACAGAAACUGUCGAACCUGUACAGAUUGAUAACAGUUGGCGUCCAGUUCAAAGGCCUACUACUACUACUACUACUAUUCAAGCCGCGUAACCUGUGUUUUUUUUGUGAUUGUUAUUAUUGUUACCGCUCGGAAGCAGUAGGCUAUUGAAUUAGUUAUAGCGGUUUUUCAUUCUUCCCUUCUAUACUUUUAAAUCAAGCCGAAACAAUUCAAUUGAAAACGAUAGCAACGUAGAAACGAACUUGUGAUAUAAUUCAAUCCUUUGUUGAUGGAAAACUUUGUUUUCUCUCUCUGUUAUAGUACAGUACAAGUACAGUACAGUACCAGUGUGUUGUACAGUGCGUGUGUGUUUGUAUAUCUUUUUGUUGUGUAUAGGAAGUCUGCGGGUGCAGGCGGUCACGAAACAAAAACAAAAAAAAAACGUUGGCCAAAGCACGUGGUGUGCUUGGCAGGUGAGUUUGUAGCACUCUGUAUUAUGCUCACUUGUUAUGUUGUACAUGUUUCCACGGAAAAUUCUAUUUAACUGAUAAAGUGCUUAUGGCGUUUGGCUGAAUGAGGCGUAUCAUUUCUAAGGCUAAAUUACAAAAAUUAUAUGAUGAAACGCGAGAGGUAAUGGUACGAAUUGAUGUAGUCAAUAAGAAAUUUUAAAAAGUUGUGUUUUUAUUUCUUACAUCAUUACAUCAUUACAUCAUUAUUGCGUAGGGCUUUUCGAAUAUCCAAAAAAAGUCAUCUGAUCGUUGAAAAACCUGUUAAUUGAAGCACUCGUUGAUUUACAAUAACUCAAUUACUUUCUUGUAUGCGGAAUCAAUACAUUCAUUUUCAUAUAAUGUCACUCACUCCACGUUCCAACCAUCAAAAUUGUAAUUGUAAUAUUACAUGGAAUGAAAAGUCCCGGGCCUCUUACAGAAAAAAAAAAACGUGAAUAGUUUCGAACCGUGUAUAUUUUUGUUGAGAGCAACCACUAGUGCUGAUCGUGUCAGACAAGUUCUAGUUUUCAUCAAGCUAUGGGAAAAUACGAGUUUCGUAUCCUGAUAACACAGCAACGGUGAAAUUGAAUGAUUUUUUUAUAUUUUACUUAGUCUUCGAUAAUUUACCUCGCACAGGCACCUAAUUACUAAUUCUUAAUCUAAACAUAUAUUUGGACACACUAAAAUCAAAUUUGUCAUAAGCUUCGUUAAAAAGACAGCAAUAUACAUUAAAAUGGGUUGUUUUGUCCAUAUUUAGUGCGAUUGAUUGGCAACUGUAGAAAUUGCACACGUCGAGUUCGUCUUAAUGGAGCAAAAAACGGCAGUUUUCCUAACAGCUCCGUGCAGCCAUUGUUGUUAACUAUUACAUCGAAAAUCAGGAGCCGCUGCAAGACCUGUCUCCUGCUUUCCAGUGUUGGUAAAUUGAAGAGUCGACAGCGGUCCUCGUAAGAGGGUAGAUGAACGGGAUCAGACCAAGGGAGUAGACGUAGUGCGUAUCGUAUGAAGCUCCUUUGCACGCUUUCAAUUCUUCUGAUAUGGACACUAUGGAACGGUGCCCAUACCGGAACGGCAUAUUCUAAAAUACUGCGAACAACUGAACAGUACAAAGUUUUCAGGCAAUAGAUGUCUUCGAACGACUGUGUAUUCCGAUGGAUGAAACCCAACAUGGAAAAGGCCUUCGCGGUGAUUAGUGCGACGUGUUCCGAGAAGCGUAGUUUGUUAUCCAAAUAGACUCCAAGAUCCUUUAUUAUAGUGACACGUUAAAUACUUGUUACAGAAAUUUUAUAGUCGAAAACAGUUGAAGUGCGUAAACGAGAAAAUGUGACAACAUUACAUUUACGAAUGUUGACCUCCAUGCCAUUGAUAAUACACCAGUCGAUAAGUGUUUCAAUGUCAGAUAGCAGAUUGCGGAAAAAUUUUUGGAAUCGGAAUUAUUGCAGCAGUUUUCCAUGCACUAGGAAAUGCGCAAUCGGCGAAAGAUCGGUUGAAGAUUAUGGAUACUGGGAAGGCAAGAGAGGCUGCACAGUUUAUGACGAAAGAAGGAGGUUGUACGUCCAGUCCUGCACCUUUCGUGGAAUCCAUUGUCAACAGCUUUCUAGUGACGUCUUUUAGACUGAAAACUAUUCGUGGUAUGUCCAGGUUGUAAUGGGUUGGUGAGAUAUUAACAGAUCGGCUGAAAAGUUCGUAUCGUUUCUAUGAGAGGGUGCCACUAGAAUUAAAUCCAUACCAUUUUCAGUUAGUACCAACCUUCAAAAGAUACGUGUAUAAAUUUGACAGCUGUCUGAUUAUUAGUUUGUGAGAUAUUGCAUUUUGAGUGAAACUACUUUUGUUAUUGUGAAAAAAAUGGAAAAAAAGGAAUUUCGUGUGUUGAUGAAACACUACUUUUUGAUGAAAAAAAGUGCCGCCGAUACCAAAAAAUGGCUUGAUGAGUGUUAUCCAGACUCUGCACCGGGCGAAGCAACAAUUCGUAUGUGGUUUGCAAAAUUUCGUACUGGUCAUAUGAGCACCGAAGACGAUGAACGCAGUGGACGUCCAAAAGAGGCUGUUACCGAUGAAAACGUGAAAAAAUCCACAAAAUGAUUUUCAAUGACCGUAAAGUGAAGUUGAUCGAGAUAGCUGACACCCUAAAGAUAUCAAAGGAACGUGUUGGACAUAUUAUUCACGAAUAUUUGGAUAUGAGAAAGCUUUGUGCAAAAUGGGUGCCGCGUGAGCUCACAAUCGAUCAAAAACAACAACGAAAAACCAUGCUGAAAUUGAACGAAUUGGGCUUCGAAUUGCUCCCUCAUCCACCGUAUUCUCCAGAUUUGGCCCCCAGUGACUUUUUCCUGUUCUCAGACCUCAAGAGAAUGCUCGCUGGUAAAAAAUUUAGAAGCAAUGAAGAGGUAAUCGCUGAAACUAAGGCCUAUUUUGAGGCAAAGGACAAAUCGUACUACAAAAAUGGUAUCGAAAAGUUGGAUGAUCGCUAUAAUCGCUGUAUCGCCUCUGAUGGCAAUUAUGUUGAAUAAUAACAACGAAUUUUGGCAAAAAAAUGUGUGUUUCUAUUGAACGAUACGAACUUUUCAGCCGAACUGUUACUUAGCACACUUUGAAAGAAGGACGAGAAUAGGUUAGCAGUACCCAGUGAUGUUUCAGCAGAUUCACCAUUGUAGCAUUUGCGGUACGGAUUGGUCCAGCAUCCUCCGGUUUUUUUUUCAGACCUGGCCUCCAGCGACCAUUACCUAUUUCCAAACCUGAAAAGGUUUCUCCAAGGAAAGAACUUUUCGUUGAAUGCUGAGGUCAUUGUAGAAACAAAAGCCUAUUUUGAAGGCCUUUUUUUCGAAGGGCAUCAAAAUGCUGGAGGACCGAUGGGUCACCUAGAAGGAGACUAUACUGAAGAAUAAAAAAGUGUCCACGGUAAAAAAUCGACUUUUUCUUUGUUAGGUCCGUGACUUCUUAUUCCAUGUAGUAUAAUCGAAAUUACACGUGAGAAAAAAACAAUUUCACUGAUCUCAUAUCCUAACUGUUUCAAGGCAUCAAAUCAAGUUUCAAAAGAAGACAGACCGACUUUUUCUGGCACAUAGUUACUGUGACAGCACGAAACUAGUUGUGCCUUUUUAUCCCAUUUUUUUCUAGUUAUAAUAUUCAGUUGAAAUUUGAUCUACUCUGGAUUGUAGCAAAUAUGAACUAUCAAUGUUGGUCCACAUUACGUAGAAAACUUCAGCAAUUCAAGUACAUACAAUGGAAGCCAGUCACCUUUCCGAAUGCAAAAGAAAGUCCAACCAAAGUGUUACUAUGCUGUUUAUUAUGUACGAAUGAAAACUUAAUUGCUAAUUUUGCAUUUAUGAAAUAUAGAGUAGUUAAGGUCCAUGAGUAUGUACAUCAUCUUUCUAACUAUCAAGAAGAACUGAACUAGUCUCAUCUCAUGUCCGGUCACCAUCACUAAAGCCUGAAUAUGUCAGUUGACGAGCGAAGAUGGUGAAAUCCCUUAUGUGGAGUCCUGUCAACUCUAACUCUCUUACUCUUUCAGUCGUAGACCACGCGGGUCUCUGCUGUAUACAAGAGGCGUCUCCAUUCAACUAGCUUCAUGGCUGUUCGCCGCCAGCCUCGGGAGCUGCGAAGGGUCCGCAGGUCGUCCUCAAUCGAUCCAUCUUGCCCGCUGUGCGCCUCUUCUUCCGGUCGGAUCAUUAUCGAGGAUCAUUCCCGGCCCACCGUUACCGUUUGGACGAGGGUUGGUCCUCCCAGCAACUGGUGCAGUUCAUGGUUCAUUCGCCUUCUCCACGUACCGUCUUCCAUCCGCACUCCGUCAAAGAUGAUUCGCAACACUUUCCGUUCAAAAACACCUUGUGCGUGUUGAUCCUCCACAAGCAUUGUCCAGGACUUGUGCCCGUAGAGGAUACCGGUCUAAUCAGCGUUUUGUAGAUAGUUAACUUCGUACGACGGCGAAUUUUGCUCGAUCGAAGCGUCCUGCGCAGUCCAAAGUAAGCACGAAUUUCUGACAAUAUGCGUCUCUGAAUUUCUCUGCUGGUGUCAUUAUCGGCAGUCACCAGUAAGCCCAAGUACACGAACUCGUCGACCAUUUCGAUUUCAUCACCACCAAUCAGAACUCGUAAUGGGUGGCUGACGUUAUCUUCUCUCGAGCCCCUGCCUUUCAUGUACUUUGUCUUUGACACAUUGAUGUCUAGUCCGAUCCGCUUGACCUCAGCUUUUAGUCCGAUGUACGUAUUCUCCAUCUUCUCAAAGUUGCGUGCUAUAAUAUCAAUAUCAUCAGCGAAACCAAGUAGCUGGACGGAUAUUCUGAAAAUCGUGCCACUUGUGUCUAUCCUCGCUCUUCUUAUCACACCCUCCAAAGCAAUGUUGAAUAGCAGACACGAAAGGCCGUCACCUUGCCGUAGCCCUCUGCGAGUUUCGAUGGGACUCGAGUUUAUCCCCGAUACUCGAACAACGCACAUCACUCGAUCCAUCGUAACCUUGACCAAUUGUAUCAGUUUGUCCGGGAAUCCGUAGUCGUGCAUGAUUUUCCAUAGCUGUUCUCGAUCGAUUGUGUCGUAGGCUGAUUUGAAAUCGAUGAAUAAGUGAUGUGUGGGCACAUUGUAUUCGUGGCACUUUUGCAACACCUGGCGGAUGGCGAACACUUGGUCCGUGGUAGCGCGUUCGCCCAUAAAUCCUGUCUGAUAUUGUCCCACGAAUUCGUUUGCAAUCGGUGAAAGUCGACGGUAUGAGAUUUAGGAGAGUACCUUGUAGGCGGCGUUCAGCAGAGUUAUCGCGCGGUAAUUGCAGCAAUCCAGCUUAUCGCCCUUUUUGUAGAUGGGACACACGAUUCCUUCCAUCCAUUCCUCCGGUAAAAUCUCGUCCUCCCUGAUCUUGGUAACGACCCAUUGCAGUGCUUUCACUAGUGCAUUACCACCGUGUUUUAGUAGCUCGCUUGGUAGUUGGUCAACGCCAGCGUCCUUAUAAUUUUUCAACCGGAUUACCACCUCCUCCACUUCUUGGAGGUCUGGGACCGGUAGUCUAUCGUCCUCCGCACGCGUUCCCAAGUUUGUUACCGCGCCCGCUACUUUCGUAUUCCGCCACACCUCCAUUGAGGUGCUCGUCGGAAUACUGCCGCCACCUCUCGAUCACCUCACAGUCCUUCGUGAGAAGAUUCCCGUUGGUAUCCUUGCACAUAUCGGCCUGUGGCACAUGGCCUCUGCGCGAACGGUUCACCUUCUCGUAGAACUUCCUUGUGUCAUUAGCACGGAACAGCUGUUCCAUCGCUUCGCGAUGUCGGUCUUUCUGUUGGCGCUUUUUUCUACGGGAUACCGAGUUUAGUCUGUUCCGCGCCUGUCUGUAUCGCUACUCGUUUGCUCUCGUCCGGUGUUGCAGCUUGCUCGCCUAAGCUGCAUUCUUCUCGGCCACUAACUAUUCACAUUCGUCGUCGAACCUAUGGCAGAACGGAUGUCUCUCCAGCCAUCUUCAAGAGUAGCUGCACCAAGCUGCUCUUCCGUUGGUAGUGCCACUGCCAACUGCUGCGCGUAAUCUUGGGCUACUCCAGCAUCCCGGAGCCGCGCGAUGUUAAACCGCGACGUUCGGUUUCGACGUUGGGUAGCCACCGUCGAAAGUUUUGAGCGCAUGCAUACAGCAACCAAGUAGAGGUUCGAAUCUAUAUUCGCACUGCGGUAGGUGCGAACAUUGUUGAUGUCCGAGAAAAAUUUUCCGUCGAUCAAAACGUGGUCGAUUUGGUUAUCGGUCUAAUGGUCAGGUGAUCUCCAGGUAGCUUUGUGGAUAUCCUUGCGGGGAAAGAAGGUGCUUCUCACUACCAUUCCUCGGGAGGCCGCAAAGUUGACACACCGUUGGCCGUUGUUAUUUGAUGCGGCAUGCAGGCUGUUCGGCCCGAUUACCGGUCGGUACAUUGCCUUCCUUCCUACCUGGGCAUUCAUGUCACCGAUGACAAUUUUUACGUCUCUGCGUGGGCAGUCGUCAUAGGCUUGUUCCAGCUGCACGUAGAACGCUUCUUUCUCGUCAUCGGGUCUCCCUUCAUGCGGGCAGUGCACGUUGAUGAUGCUGUAAUUGAAAAACGGCCUUUAAUUCUCAACCCACACAUCCUAGCGCAGAGAUGUCCAUCUCCUGUGUGUGACGAAGAGCAAGAAAAAUUUCUCCCCUCGCACUGACUCUUCUGAGCUCUUCUCUUUCAUAUAUAUAUACACCACUGUUGUAUAAAGUGUGCACGCAUUAUGAGUGCGUUUGUUUAUUUCCUUUUACCUCCUCCACUGAAUCGCACCAAAGUGCUAGAGCAUUAGCUAAUAAAUUCUCUGAGGUGGAUGCAGAUACUUUCACAGAGGUGUACACGCCGGUGAGCACUCUGCUGUAUGGUUUUCGUAGAUGAAGCGUGGACACGCAAAAUCAGCAAAAUAAAUCAAUUUAUCGUUAAAUUUUCGGUUUUCAUUGCAAAUUUUUCAUAACAAGGCCAGAUCUACUCUCUAUUAAUUGAAGUUCACAGAAGUGUUCGCUCACCAUCACGCGCCAGUGAUCACUUGGGUGUAUUUAGGCGAGAGCACGUAAGAGCGAAUGUUAUUCUCUCGCACCAGCUUCUUUCAACACAAGCACGCACUCAAAGUCUGUCUGUCUGUCUGGACAAUGAGAAGAAGUGCGCUUUCCUCUUUGUGUGGAGCGGAGCAAAUGUAUCCGAAGUGUUUAAUUGAAACCUGCGCCCUGGUGUAUCACUCUAGUGAAAUGCCAUCUCUGUCCUACCGUUGAUCGGCUGCCACCCAAUCACUCGCUGACGCAUCAGGCCCAGCUCUAUAGAGCCAGUUCCCAGCUCGUUCGUUGUGCCACAGCUUUGGUAGAAGGUAGCCGCUCGAUGUCCGCUUUUCCACACCUUCUGUCCCAUCCAACAAAGCUCCUGCAGCGCUACGACCUCGAAGCUUAGUUCGUCGUAUAUUAUCCUGUCACAGCCUGCGAAACCUAGCGACUUGCAGUUCCAUGUUCCAAGUUUCCAAUCGUAGUCCUUAUUUCGUCGCGUGGGUCUAUGCCGAUUGUUCCGGGUUGUAUUCUCUCCUGUAUAAUCUGCAAUAAAUAUUUUACGGGUGGCUUAUUAGGCCUACGCCAAGCCCCUGUCUCGCCGGAGGAUCAUCGUGCUUGCUCUGUUUAACGUCCCAACUAGCACUAGGACGAACCCGUUGGACAGGAACAAUAACCUUGACGAUGACCUUGCUUGCCAUAAUCACGACAUUUGUGGUCACGAAAUCGACAGUCCUUGUUGAAGUGCAUUCCACCACAGGACCAGCAGGGCGUUCGUAGUAACUGUUCACGAACUGUUACCGCAUCUACUAGAUUGACGUGCUGGAUUCGGCAAACGUUUGUUGUGUGCUACCUAAUUAAAUGAUGACGAUUUCUCCACUAGUACAGUAUCCUGCUUCAGAUACACUAUACUGUUGCAUUGCUCAACGAUUUGCUGAAGGGUAAUGUCUGCUGCUUCAUUGAGCGUGUUGAUUAACCUCUGAACAGCGCUUUCAGUUUUUCGACGGUUUCCCAAAACGUGUACUUACGAGCAUGUUUUGGAAGAAUGAAACUGUUGUUACGCUCGUGGUUUUGUGGGCUCGUUUUUCUAAGUAAAAGUCGUACCUUUGCUGCGUUUGCUAACUUACCCGCAUCCCGCAUCAAAAAGAUCGCGAAAACCAUGCGUCGAAUGUGUGCCCAUUGUCUUUGUCAUACACGAAUUGCGCCAUGUUUGACCUUGAAAGGGAAUCGAGUAUAACCUCAUCUAAGGACAAACUGAGCAAUUCCAGGAAUGAGUAGACGAAAAAGUGACAAAAUCGGAAUCGACCUUCUCUGAUUUCGAUGAAACUUUGCACAUGGCUUCAGUAUGACAAACCAGUUUUGAACCGAUGGUGAGGUCAACCCGACUCACGACUGAUUUUUAAAAAGGGUGUAUGUAUUUUUGCAUUUCACCAAAAUUGUCUUUUUUCAAAUCGUUGUAACUCGGAAACCGUUCAUUGUACAAAAAUGGCGUUCGGGAAGAAGUUGUAGGGAAUCGAUUGGGCACUCUAAAAAAAUAUACACUGAAAAAAAUUUUGAUUUCUUUUUCAAUAGUUACAAAAUAAUCCGAAAAAGUUAAAUAAAAAAAGCAUGGUUUUGAUUUUUUCGAUCAUUUCUAUUUUAAAGCUGUUAUUAAAACCUACAGAUUGCUGGCUAUCCCAUCCGUGCCUUUUGAGAAAUGAAGAAGUUACAGCUAAAAGAAUUUACAGAUAUAUUCGAUAUUUCAAGUUCUCGUUGAAAGAUAAUUAUUUAAACAGUAGAAUAUCAUUCUACUGAUUAAAGGCAAUAAAUUUGUUCAUGAUAUCCCUUCUUCUAAAAGUAGCUGUUGUUGAGAUACUUGGAUAUUUAAUUAUAACACCAUUUUUUAUAUUUCCAUGAAUUGUUUAUUUGCUUGCUAUAUCUACAGUUAUUACAUGUACAUGAAUAAUUCUUAAUUAUAUACAAGAUUUUAUUUAUGUCUGACGGAGGUGCCUCGCAGUACAAAAACAGAAAAAAAAUAAUUAAAACAAAAAUUAUCAAAAAAAAAAAUCAUGCUUUUUACCUUUUCUUAUAAUUUUCCGAGGCCCGGAAGUACCGAGUUUCAAGUUCGUUAUGUCAAAAAAAUUUGUUUUUUGACAGUAUCUGUCACACUUGACCUUGAAAACAGAAUAUGUUUCUGUACUUAGAUUCCGCACGGUGAUAGCUAUCCAACAAGCCAUAGAUUGUUAAAAUCCAUCCAUUUUCAACGGAGAUAUCGACAUUUUUGUGUAAGCGACUUUUUCCCCUAUUCCAGCAGUAGGAGUUUUGAGCGCAGUAUGACAAAGCAAUGCACAGUGGGGAAAAAACGAUCAAAAACGCGACUUUGCUCAGUAAUUUUAUAAAAACUUGAGCAAACAUUUUCAAAAUUAGUAUUUCUUAUGCAAAUUUUUCUGUAGAAUCGAUUUAUGAUAGUUAGAAGAUCCGCAAAAUUCAUGCCCGCAUGAAUUCAUUUGUAAUCCUAUUUUCAAGUCUUUCUUCGUAAUAUCAAUCGAUUUUUAUCAACCGCAAUCAGCUGGCUUUCGGUAUGCGAAAGAAAAUUUAACCAGAAAUACGACUUUUGAUAUAAAUUAGGGGUAAAACGGGUUAAACAGGCUAGUACUGUCAUUCUCAUUGUGUUUAAUUGGAUCACAGAUGUUUUGCACGAAAAGAAAUGGGGUAAAACGGUUCAACGAGUUUUCUGCUGUCAAUAUAACUAUAUGCAAUCGAUUUGUUAGACUUUUUUACAUCGGAAACACUCUAUUCGCUCUUCUGCAAGUUCUUCGGUUUCAUGUUAUAUAGUUAAGCUUGAAUACAAUGCUUAUACUGCUAGGGAACUUGGGGUAAAAUGAACAUGAUAGCGUUUCGUGCGGUCCUUCUAAAUACAUGGAAUCGAUUUUACUGACCAUUUUACACCAAAAAAGUGCUUUAUGGUCAGCUGUAUCUUACCUCCAAAAAAAAUCGUCACGUUUUUGGUCCAUUUUUCCCCACUGUGCAAUGCUUGGGAGCAAGGUGAAACACGAUUUUUAUACUGUUACAUACAAUUGUUUCUAAGUACCGAAAAAAAGUGUCCUUUUCCAUGACAUUUGGCUCGGACCGAUUUUAGCGGUUCGUUUUUACAACAUAAUCGUUCAAAUGUUCGAAUGUAAACCAGAUGAUAUCAGCAUUUUCGAGUUGAAAGUAAUUCCAUAAUUAUAUUGAUUUAAACUACUCACAGCAAUAAAUGCUGGAAGAACAUAACAACCAUAUACCAUUCGAAUCAAUUCGUCGAGAUCAGCAAAUGCGUGUGUGAUAAAUAAUUUCACUCAAUUUUUUCGGAGAUGGCUAAACCGUUUUCUACAAACUCAGAUUCAUACGAAAAGUCGUAUGCUCCCAAACAAGAUUCCUGAAAGGUGAACCGAAAUUAAAAUAAUGCAAUUCAUUUUUCUCGCAGAUGGCUGAACCGAUUUAAGAUUCAAAUGAAAUCUAAGAAACAUCUAUUCAAAUGAGAGGUCUUAAAAUCCUAUAAAACAUCUUACUUUUUAGUCAGAUCCGACUUCUGGAAGUACCAUAAAUAAUGAUGAAAAACUCUAAAGUGGAACUUACUUCGAUAUCUCAUGGAAUGUUCAAUCGAUUGUCACACGUUGAGAUUGAAAUUCGAUACGAUUUCGACAUUACAGGGUAAUGAGUGAUUUAAAUCUCAAUUUGCCGUUUAAAACGACGAUAAUUAAAAUAAUGUCAUGAGAACUAAAACACCUAAGAAUAUCCAUGCAAAAAAACACAUGCGGAUUGAUAAAAAAAGGUAUCAUCUCACUGCUAGGUGGAUUAAUCACGUUUUUUAUUUAACUUUUUUUUAAUUAUUUUGUAAUUAUUGUGCCCAAUCGAUUCCCUACAACUUCUUCCUGAACGCCAUUUUUUUUUUACAAUUAACGGUUUCCGAGUUACAACGGUUUGAAAAAGGCAAUUUUCGCGAUAUGCAAAAAUAUAUACGCCCUUUUUAAAAAUCAGUCGUGAGUCGGAUCGACCUCUCCAUCGGUUCAAAACUUAUGGUUUGCCAUGCUGAAGCCAUGUGCAAAGUUUCAUCCAAAUCGGAGAAGGUCGAGUCUGAAUAUCUGCUAAUCAUUUCAGGAAUUGCUCAACUCUUUAAGGCUUAGCGGCCAACUGCUGUGACAUUUGUCUCAACAGAGCCUGCAAGAUUUGGAAAUUUGUUGAAGGCACUACACAGAUUUUUUUCGGAAAUACAUCGAUCAACAGCAACAUAUAUAAAAGAAUUUAAAAAAAACAUUCAUUUUAUUUGUGGUAGUUGAUACUAUGUUUGGAACUAUAAGAAAAAGAAAUCGAGUCCGUUUUCAUGUUGACUGUGCUAAAAAGUUAGGGAAAGAGCAGAUAAAUACUUUUAUGGCAUAAUACAAACUCAAAACAAAUUAGUGAUUCCAGAUUUCUCGGUUAAUUUUACAAAAGGGCGUAUAAGCAAGUGACAGUUUCUCUUUGUUUACUCUCUCUUCUAUUAAUUACCAAGCGGUUUCCACGUUUAUCACUCACUCUUUGCAUGAAAUGAUACCCGAAACUGUCGACUUUCAAACAGAACUGUGAAAUCCAAGAAAAUUUUUCUAAUCACAUCACAAUAAUCGAAAGAGAGAGUGAUUAAAGAAAAACUGUCACUUGAUUAUACGCCCUUUUGGAAAAUUGACCGAGAUUUUUUUAAAUCGUAUUGGUCAAUUCACAGCAAAAUUAAAAUGGUUGCUUUUAGGUGGAUAAGUUUUUUUCACGAUUAUAUCGAUCCUAUAAUUUCUGUCGACAUAAUCAUAUCCAAAUAUUACAAUCGGCCACAUCUAGCAGAUUGUAGUAAAAAUUCUUAGUUCGAUUUUCGAAUCCUUGAAAUAUAUUGCAACUCGCACCGACAGAGAAGAUUCUACUCUCAGGAAACAUUACACCCCGUGUCAGUUAGCCCGCGUCAAUCAGUCAAAUGUCAUUAAAAAGCACUUUCGGAAACAACAAUGUUUCAUUUGAUAUACAGCCAAAAAAAAUUGUAAUGUAUCAGAAAAGUUUGCGAUAAAAAGAAACGAAUGAAAAGCAAUAGAGGUCCGACCUAGUCUGAAGCACGAAUGGCGAAGAGAGAUAGUUUGUACAGAGAUUAUAAUUAUUAUAAAAAUGCUUGAAUGCAACGCUACGGAAAAAUGUCGAUACCGGGACAGGGCUUACAGCCGGGCAGCCAAACCUUAGUAGAACAAUUGUGUACAUAAAAAAAAAAAUCAGCUGUAAUCAAAUGGUAGGAAAAUUUUGAGCUUUCACGACUCACAAAUUGACACUUUUCGAAAAAAUAAAUUUCAUCAACCGAACUUCUUCCAAAUUUUCCCUACUUUGAAGCAAAAACAAUUAACGAUCAUCUUGAAAUUAAUUGGUCUAACGAAACAAUCCUUUUUCUAGUGAAUCCAGUCAGUACAUAGUAGUGAAAUGUUAUUUUUAUCCGGAUAUAUCAUAUAAAAUACGCUGCGAAAAUAUAUGAAAAAAAAAUUAAAAUAAUCUAAAAGUUGUGAAAAUAAUAAAAAUUUUAACACAAGGCGGGUCAGGGUUUCAGCUGCAAGUAAACAAUAAUCCGACGAAUGUGUGCGUGCACAAACUGCAUUUGGAAGUAUCGAAAUAAAUAGCUCUUAGUCAACACACGGAAGCAACAAUCGAUGGAAGCGGCUUUUUCCAGUAACAAAUCAAACAACAACAACAAAAAAUGAUACCGAAUUUUGACUGCGCUUUGCUUCAACUUCUUCUUGUACAGAAAAUUAAAAAUAUAGUCAAAGCUGUAAAAAAAAACCCCUAGCAAAUAGUAAACACCCAGUUGAUUUUUGUUAAACCUUAUACAUAUGCUCUGUUCAAUUAGGAUGCGAAAUGAAAAAAAACAACCGACGAUCGAAUGAGUUCAAAGGGAUGGAGGGGGGGGGGGGGGGGGGAUCACAACUCCCGGAGGAUUACGAAGAGUCCGAAGCCGACGCCAGCCGGAAUUGUGCUGGCCGUGUUGUAGAAUGACUGCGUAGUUAGAAUUUCUGCAUUGUUUGUACAUUUAUUGGAUUCUCUAAGAAAUAAAUUUUAAUAAAUCGAAAUUCUCGUUGUACAUAUGAAUCUGAAUACUGCAAAAAAAAAAUAAAAAUAAAAUAAAGCAGAAAUAACGAAACGAGCUGGCGCACGUCACAGUAAAUUAUUUAUUAAACAAACUCUAAGCCAAUCGAGAGAAAAUGAUCGAAUCAAAAUCUACUCCAAAAGCAAACAUUUGAUUAUUAGUCACGUCUAUUGUAGUAUCGAAAAUGAUGGCAAAACAAAUAAUAAAAAAAUUCAAAUCUU